GUUAAUCGAUAUUUUGUGUCUCGACUGGAGAGAAUUGAGGUUAGGUUGAUUGUUGGUUGUUGUGGACGUUGCUGUGUCGUUUCUUUGUAAAACCGUUGAAACCAAAAAAGUUAUAUUUUAUAAACUUUUUCAUGUGAUUUGUAUUGCUUUUCCAAGUCUAGAUUCAUUUGAGAUUAUGGCUUCUGGACUUGAAAGCUACGUCAAUCACACUGUAUCAAUUGUUACUUCGGACGGAAGAAAUUUCGUGGGGACGUUGAAAGGGUUUGACCAAACCAUCAAUUUGAUUCUGGAUGACAGUCAUGAAAGGGUCUACAGCAUGACUCAAGGCGUGGAACAGGUAGUUUUGGGCCUUCACAUCAUUCGAGGCGACAAUGUAGCCAUAAUUGGAGAGAUGGAUGAUGCAAUUGAUUCACGCCUUGACUUGAGUUCACUCAGAGCUGAACCUCUGAAUUCAGUUACUCAUUGAAAUACCAACUUAUGUUGGUGUAUAUGGUUUAAAUGUGAUUUGUAAUUAAGUUGUCGAUUAAUGAUUUAAGUUAGUAAAUAUGUCUUUUCCAUGAG
Messenger RNA from Nilaparvata lugens (brown planthopper), 561 nucleotides. Its product is annotated as U6 snRNA-associated Sm-like protein LSm8. Gene Ontology annotation, biological process: mRNA splicing, via spliceosome. NCBI's taxonomy places the organism in Eukaryota, Metazoa, Arthropoda, Insecta, Hemiptera, Delphacidae. The transcript is spliced from 4 exons. The record is from RefSeq and is a predicted model, not a curated record. Gene Ontology annotation, cellular component: U6 snRNP; U4/U6 x U5 tri-snRNP complex; precatalytic spliceosome. Gene Ontology annotation, molecular function: RNA binding. Bases 176 to 466 code for a protein of 96 amino acids.